This is a messenger RNA of Mastomys coucha (southern multimammate mouse), 5522 nucleotides long. It is a transcript of the gene Sh3bp2, whose product is annotated as SH3 domain binding protein 2. The coding region runs from base 47 to 1888 and encodes 613 amino acids. Lineage: Eukaryota; Metazoa; Chordata; Mammalia; Rodentia; Muridae. The transcript is spliced from 13 exons. The record is from RefSeq and is a predicted model, not a curated record. Gene Ontology annotation, biological process: signal transduction. Gene Ontology annotation, molecular function: SH3 domain binding.
GCGAGGGGAGGAGCCAGGGGCAGCUCCGGCCUGGGGCUCUAGAGCUAUGGCGGGCUCUGGGUCGCGGCCGCGGAGUUGGGGCUGGCGAGAGAUAGGGUCUAAGGACGAGGCUGCGGCCGGUGGGCCCAGCUCCGGACCAUGUCGCUGCUCACAGGGGAGGCGGGCGCUGGCCGCCCCCCGGAAGCCGGCUGUGCCCGCCGCGUGGACAUCCUUCAUGGAGGCUGAGGAAAUGCAUUGGCCUGUCCCCAUGAAGGCCAUUGGUGCCCAGAACUUGCUGACCAUGCCUGGUGGUGUGGCCAAGGCUGGUUACUUGCAUAAGAAGGGUGGCACCCAGCUGCAGCUGCUCAAAUGGCCCCUCCGAUUUGUGAUCAUCCACAAGCGCUGCAUCUACUACUUCAAGAGCAGCACAUCUGCCUCCCCGCAGGGUGCCUUCUCACUGAGUGGCUACAACAGAGUGAUGCGGGCAGCUGAGGAGACCACAUCCAACAAUGUCUUCCCAUUCAAGAUCAUUCACAUCAGCAAGAAGCACCGCACAUGGUUCUUCUCAGCCUCCUCUGAGGAUGAGCGCAAGAGCUGGAUGGCCUUGCUACGCAGGGAAAUUGGCCACUUCCAUGAGAAGAAGGAACUACCUCCAGAUACCAGCGACUCUAGCUCAGACACGGACAGCUUCUAUGGUGCAAUUGAGCGACCUAUAGAUAUCAGCCUGUCUUCAUAUCCUACAGACAAUGAAGAUUAUGAACAUGAAGAUGAGGAUGACUCGUACUUGGAGCCUGAUUCCCCGGGACCCAUGAAGCUUGAAGAUGCCCUGACCUAUCCACCAGCCUACCCACCACCCCCUGUGCCUGUACCUCGGAAGCCAGCCUUCUCCGACUUGCCCCGUGCCCACUCAUUCACCUCCAAAAGUCCAAGCCCCUUACUGCCGCCCCCACCUCCUAAGCGAGGUCUUCCAGACACUGGCCCUCCCCCCGAGGACGCUAAGGAUGCAAUGGGCCUGAGGCGAGUAGAACCUGGCCUCAGAGUGCCUGCUACCCCUCGGAGGAUGAGUGAUCCCCCAGUGGGCAACAUACCCACCAUGCCCAACCUCCGGAAACAUCCUUGCUUCCGAGACAGUGUGAACCCUGGCCCAGAACCCUGGACCCCUGGCCAUGGGACUGGCUCUGUCUCCAGCUCUACCACCAUGGCCAUUGCCACCUCUAGGAACUGUGACAAACUCAAGUCAUUCCACCUGUCUUCCCGAGGGCCACCCACAUCGGAGCCCCCACCCGUGCCUGCUAAUAAGCCCAAGUUCCUGAAGAUAGCUGAAGAAGCCCCCCCAAGAGAGGCAGCCAAGUUGGUGCCCCCUGUGGCCCCCAGGCCUCCUGUGCAGAAGAUGCCCAUGCCUGAGGCAACUGCUCGGCCUGCAGUGCUGCCUAGACCUGAGAACACACCUCUUCCCCACCUCCAGCGAUCCCCCCCUGAUGGACAGAGUUUCCGGGGCUUCUCCUUUGAAAAGGCCCGUCAGCCCUCACAGGCUGACACUGGUGAGGAGGACUCAGAUGAAGACUAUGAAAAGGUGCCGCUGCCUAACUCAGUGUUCGUCAACACCACAGAGUCCUGCGAGGUGGAAAGGUUGUUCAAAGCUACAGACCCCCGUGGAGAGCCUCAGGACGGGCUGUAUUGCAUUCGGAACUCCUCUACCAAGUCAGGGAAGGUCUUGGUUGUAUGGGAUGAAUCUUCUAACAAAGUGAGGAAUUAUCGCAUCUUUGAAAAGGAUUCUAAGUUCUACCUGGAAGGUGAGGUUCUGUUUGCAAGUGUGGGCAGCAUGGUGGAGCACUACCACACCCAUGUGCUGCCCAGCCAUCAGUGCCUGUUGCUGCGGCACCCAUACGGCUACGCUGGGCCCAGGUGACACACAUUUCACACAGCCGUUGGGUGGAAGCAGCUCUGGGCCACAGCCCUGCCACAUAGAUGGAGACUGGCUUGCAUGAGAAGAUGAACAGGAGUGGGCUCGAUGUCAGACCUCAUCGACAUGACACCUAGCCUCAGUGAUCAGGCUGGGUUCCAGGCUGGAGCAGGCAAUAACUACUCAAGAACUGACUGGAUGACCUGGCCCAUUCAGCCACUCCAUGACCCACCUCUCAAGAGCCCAGGUCUGGUGACUAAGUUCUGCCUGGGCUUCUGAUGGCACAAGAUCGGUUCCUUAUAGAAUACCUACUCUGUAGUGGGCUGGGACUGAGCAAGGCUGGGUUAGUUGAAUGGAGCCUAAGCCUUGUCCUAGGACCCAUAGGAAUGCUAAGACAUAGGAAUGCUCAAGGAGGGACCGUUGCCUCUCAAUAAAUCAGAGAUGACCUUUGUCUCAAUGACCAGGGUUUGAUUGGCACAGAGUGGGCAGCAGGCUCUACUGAGCACCACCAAUGUCCAGGUGGAAAGCUACUGAGAACAGCCCUAAUGGGUGGUCUUUAGUGUUCCAGGGCACAGGCUGCUGAGUGAACUCACUGGGAGAGAUAGCUAAAUAGCAGAUCAGGAUCUUCCUGGAUAUGUCAGUCUUGGCUGGAGCCUGAACUUGAAAGCCCCAGUUAGCAGUUAUUGAGCAACUAUUUGACUGGCUUGGUGGUGGAGCUGGUUGCCUGCUGUGAACAGCCCCAGUUCAGCUUGGCCAAGCUUAGUCAAGUUAGAGCAGGUCAGCAAGUAUGAGGUGCUGUUGGAGGUGAAGCUGCAUGAAGGGAAGCUGCAUGAAGGAUCCAGGAGCUUGGAAUCCAAUGGGGUGGGGGGGUCCAGGGAGGUUCCAGUAAGACUUCUUACAGAAGUCUUGGCCAGAGUGAGGUGGGACAGGCGAAAGAUGGGUGGGGAUAGUGGCAUCCACAUACCCAGAAGUAGUUUGGGUGAUCCCAAUUCACACCCCUGGCACAGCUGUCUAGACUGAACUUUUUCUGUGAAAAUAAAUGCAUUUGGAGGUCAGAGCAGCCAGAGACUUUGGCACCAUCUGGCUUCAUUGCACUUUAUGUUGGAGAAGAAGGUUGUUUUUUAAUUUUAUUAUUUUUAUGCAUAUGAGUGUCUUAGACCGCAUGUAUGUCUGUAUCAUGUGUAUGCACCUGGUGCCCAGGACAUACAGAAGAGGGGGUCAGAUCUCCUGGGACUGGAGUUAUGAAUGGUUGUGAGCUGCCACAUGGAUGCUGGGAGUCAAAUCAGGGUCCUCUGGAAGAGCAGCCAGAGCUCUUUAGCUGCUAAGCCAUCUCUCCAGCCCUCGAGGAGAGGUGUUUACAUAGAACCUAGAGCAAGAACUGGACUUGUGCUCAGUGGCCAGGGACUGCUGUUUAGUAAGAGGGGCUUUUGAUUGGGAUGCCCAGCCCCCAACUCCUGUAUUUUGGAAGCUUCAAAUUUGUGGAUGUGGGAGGCUAUGUCCCUCCUCUCCCCGGCCUCAUGGGGUGCAGUGAAUGACAGUCCAAGGAUUCCAGUAGCUACCUGCUUCCAGGAACCAGAGUCCAUCUCUGCAGAUGUUUUCUUUUCAGCCUACCAGGGGAGAGGGACCAGGAUGCCAGGGUCAAGUUUAGGGUAUAUGGAACUUUUGGUGUAUUGAACACUCCCUUGAGGGACAAUCCUUUUUUCCUCCCUUUCUAGACCAAACCAGGGACUGGGGUCAUGGAAAUGGCCACAGUGUCCAUCUCUGUGAAUUAUAAAGCAGAAGUGGAUGGUCCCAUGCCUAGGAGUCUGCUGAGUGUGCACAGUGCUGCAGAGCACAUGCUUGGGAGACCAGCUCACUGGCUAAUAUGCUUCAAGCCCCGGGCUAGAGGAUUUGAGGAUUCUUUGGGUCAGAGACAUGUGAUGGAUCCUUCAGGCUGACUAAACGUGGGUGUUUGAGGCCCACCUAGGGGUUUCUUACAGCUUUGUUCUUAUCUCUUGUACUCUGGCCCAGCUGGCCCAGCUCUCCACCUCUUUGAACUGACCCAAGCCCAGAACCUUUUUCACAAGAUUGUGUACAGGGGUGAUGGAUGGUAGAGUCCUGUCCUUGGUUCUACAGCAUGAAAGAGGAAUUCACAGUGUGGUGGUUAUGUAUUGAACAACUUCGGGCAUGUGUGUUGCUGUGUGUUGCUGAGCUGGAGAAGUAGACCCACUUUUAAGUGAGAGACCUGAGAAGCCUGAGUUUGAGUCUCAGCUUUGCUAUUUACUGUCAUGUGAAUCCAUCACUGCUUUCCACUCUGAAUGGAAACUCCUGCCUGGGUUCCUGACAAUUUUCUAGCCACCACUAAUCAUUGGGGUAUUUGGUCAGCUCCACUUACCUCACAUAGCUCCCAGGUGCCCUCACCCAUCCCAAGAGCCAUAGCUCUGGGGUUGCAAAUUUGCUUUCUGAAUCCCAGCGUGUGAGGCAGGGUUUGGGGAUGGGCCACGGAAGCUCCAGGUCCUGCUCUAGAGGUAAACCUUUCUUUCUACAGUGAGAGAAACUGAAGUCCAGAGAGGGUUCCCUGACUUGUCUGCCAUUAUGAUGUGCUUAUAAAAGGCUUCAGUUUGGAGUCUGAGGAAAGGAGGUAGCAUGGGAAGCAUCCUUAGGUCAAGGCUAGGGAGGACACAGCUUUAUGUUUCCUGAUCUGAAAGUGUGGAGAAUCUUUGCUCUCUGAGGUUGUUUCCCUAUUUUUAGAUUUUUGUUUGUUUUUUGAGACAGGGUUUCUCUGUGUAGCCCUGGCUCUCCUGGAACUCACUCUGUAGACCAGGCUGGUCUCAAACUCAGAAAUCUGCCUGCCUCUGCAUCUCAAGUGCUGAUAUUAAAGGCAUGUGCCACCACUGCCUGGCAGAUUUUUUUUUGUUGGUAAAAGGGUUUUCAUUUACUGUUUACACAGCUAGAGAUGGAACCCCAGAGUCUUGCUAAUGUUAGAGGUAAGUGCUCCACUACUGAGCUAUAGCCCCAGUCCAGUAGAGACUUAUAUACAAGUGCCAGUUGCUCCCACUCUGGGUCAUGUUUCUGGGUGUGGCCCUUAUUCACUUGACCCCCCCCAGAUACAGCUUCAUCCCCAAUACAGGUCGACAUAAUAGGGAAGAGGCUUUGAUGGAAGCACUGGGGAGAAUUCCUAGACAAUGCCAGGGCCUACAGAGUAGAUCUAGGACCUGAACCAAAUCCACGUGUCUGGGAAGGAGAAAGGAGAACAACGCAGGUCUGAUCCUCACUGCACCCCUUGGACACAUCCUGCAAGCAUCUACCUGCGUCUCCUGUUCCCUCCAUCUGGUUAAGACUGCCUGGCUAUGGAGUCCUUAAGGAAACCUCCUUAGAGAAGGGGCAGAGGCCUCUUCUCUCUGGAAGUGCCACAACACCAAACCAUGAAAGUAUGUGCAAGUGGUGAUCCCCCUUCAAACCACUUUCCUGUCUCUCCCUAGAGGGAGACUGGAAAGCGGGGGGCAGACCUCUGACUCAUCUACCCUUCUACACAGGCACUCAGCUUCCUGACAGCUGUCCUUGCACUGCCUGAGAGCUGUAACCCUUACAUGUCCUGAGCUGCUCUGAGCUCAGGCAACUCCUUUCCUUCUUCAUUUCCUGUGAAAUAAAACACACAGAA